AUGCUCCUCGUUCGCACUGGCGUCCACCAAACUUUAGCUCGACAUGCACAACUUCCUCUUCCGCGGUUAAUGCAGACCGCGCCAAGUGCAUCCUCACGAUCUCUCCCUGAACCACCGGACUUUUCUCAAUUGACGACAGAGAAACAGCAUGCAGCUGCAUCGAAAUGGGUUUCGGAAUUCACUGCACCCGAUGUGCAGGUAACGAAGGACCUUGUUGACAUCUCUUUCUCGAGGAGUUCUGGUCCCGGGGGACAGAAUGUGAACAAAGUUGACACAAAGGCGACAAUAAGAUGCUCGGUCAAUGCUUCAUGGAUCCCACGCUGGAGCCACCCCGCUCUCAUCCAGAACCCUCAUUACGUCGCCUCGUCGCAUUCUAUUCUUAUUACUUCAACUGUGCACCGCUCACAGUCCCAGAAUGUUGAAGAUUGUCUCGACAAGUUGCAUACCAUUGUCUUGGAGGCAGCAUCUAGUUUGGUCAAAAACCCUACUUCCCUAGAGCAGAAAAAAAAAGUUCAAGACCUUAUGAAGGCCGACAAAGUGCGCUGGAAGGAGGAGAAGAUGAAGAGGAGUUCUAUCAAGCAAGCAAGAAGUGCGAAACGCGACUUUGACGAUUGA
Cyclocybe aegerita is the source of this 615-nucleotide messenger RNA. The record is from the annotation of a GenBank genome assembly. Lineage: Eukaryota; Fungi; Basidiomycota; Agaricomycetes; Agaricales; Hemipholiotaceae.